This is a messenger RNA of Melitaea cinxia (Glanville fritillary), 1980 nucleotides long. RefSeq lists its product as uncharacterized. The coding region runs from base 10 to 1980 and encodes 656 amino acids. NCBI's taxonomy places the organism in Eukaryota, Metazoa, Arthropoda, Insecta, Lepidoptera, Nymphalidae. Gene Ontology annotation, molecular function: calcium channel regulator activity; GTPase activity; GTP binding. Gene Ontology annotation, cellular component: plasma membrane. The record is from RefSeq and is a predicted model, not a curated record. The transcript is spliced from 12 exons.
GUCGUCGUCAUGGGCAGUAGCACCACAUCAGAUAAAACCAUCAACACGAGCACCGACUCCGCAGCCACCGCCCUCACCUCCGUCACCGGCACAGACGACUCCAUGGACGCUGAACCUGACCUCAUCGACGCCGACCCACCCCAGCUCCCCCAACCUGAACCCCCUCAAAACCCACCCAGCACCGCACCCCCUCAUUAUCACCGUGCACAAAACAGCUGCGAAUUUGAGGCCCCUUCGUAUACGAUUCCCCAAUCUGCAACCGAUACUCUCGAAUCUCCUAGACCAGGCCCAGCGAGAUUCAUCUUCGACGUACCCUUGCCCGAUCCGAAGAAAAAUGAAAAACCUCGCAAUAAAAUACAAGUAAACCAGGCAAACCAAGGCGGGCCGUCCACUUCGAUACAAAUACCUUACGACCCGAAAGUUGAAACGCCAAAGAGUCCAAAAGCUAAUCAAGUUAAAUAUGAAACACAUUUUGAUUUUGAACCUGAAGCGGUCAAGAGACGAGGCAGCGAAACACGGUUGAAAAAUAAGCAGAAGUUUGACAAACAGGAGUAUUACAAGGAUGAGGUUGCGAAGUUAAGGAGACAGUUGGAAGGUACGGAAGUUUUUACGGCAACUACGCGGAGAAGAUCGUCCACGCACCAACAUUCUGUUCCACCUCCUUCUUCUAGAAGACAGUCGACAGCCGCCCAAGUCCACGUAACGGCAAACCCAUUGGACUCCGCAUCGUCAAUGCCAGCUGGUAGAACAACAAUUGUCGUGCAACAACCAUCCCUAUCCCUUGACUACGGAGGCUGUUCCACAAUUCUCGUGAGGGAUGGAGAAGACGUGCGACGCGCGAGCAGGGUCUGCAGUGAUCACAUACAGCAACUCCUUGAUGUCACCAGCCAGUUUACUUCCGAAGAUCUGCAUGACUUUGAUAAAAGGUAUGGAAGUCCACACCACUCGCGCUCGCAGUCGGUCAAGGCGCAGAGAUCUCGGACGGGGGAGAGGCAGCUGCUGGGGCUACCACAGCAACGCGCCAGGGUCGCCUCCAUGCCGAACACUGGGGUCGAAGAGGAGUACUACAGACUGAGGCAUUUCAGUAUUACUGGUAAAGGAGUAAUUAACAGAGGGGAUUCCUUGCGCUCCCGAAGGUCCAGAUCCAACACCUCAGUUGCGUCAAGUGCGUCCAGCACGGAAGCCGUCACGAGAGCCUCCGCACCUUGCUCACUAGCCUCGUCUAGAAUCAUUUGGGAUUCCUCAGCUGGUCUCAGUACAUAUCGAGUGCUCGUACUUGGAGCCCCAGGCGUGGGCAAGUCUAGCCUCGUGGGACAGUUCAUGACGUCGGAAUAUCUGCAUGCAUAUGACACCAGUAUUGAGAAAGAUGACGAGUCCGGUGAAAAAUCGGUAUGCGUACUGUUGGCUGGUGAAGAAUCGGAGAUCACAUUCCUUGACUCGCCACCAGAUAAUGUCAUCUCGGAAGGAGCGGCCCAUGGCUAUUGCGUAGUCUACUCAACAGCAGAUCGAGCAAGUUUCGCAGAAGCAGAGAGGCGUCUUCAAAUAUUAUGGGCAGCUGGACAUACCUCCAGGAGAGCGGUGAUCCUCGUUGGAAAUAAGGCGGACCUGGCGCGUUCGAGGGUUGUGCCCACUGACGAGGGAAAAGCGUUAGCGACGUCGUACGAGUGCAAGUUCAUUGAAACGUCUGUCGGCAUAAACCACAACGUGGACGAGCUGCUGGUCGGACUCCUCACGCAGAUACGACUAAAACAGCAACACGCUGAGAGAGUGAGAAAACGUAGCGGCUCGCGUAAGAAUCGCAGUCGAGCGCGUUCUCCGCUUGAAGCGGAGACGACGACAACGCCCGCACCUGCCUCCGCUGCCAGUACGCCUAGAAAACGCACGAGACUUUCUGCCAGUGUGAAGGUCCGUGGUCUCCUCGGUCGUGUCUGGGCACGUGACUCCAAGUCGAAAUCGUGCGAGAACCUCCACGUGCUCUAG